Molecule: messenger RNA, 1184 nt
Organism: Vigna unguiculata (cowpea)
Lineage: Eukaryota; Viridiplantae; Streptophyta; Magnoliopsida; Fabales; Fabaceae
Product: karrikin insensitive 2 receptor CA-like
Source: RefSeq, a predicted model, not a curated record
CAUCUGUACAACGUCAAGCACCAUAAAUUCGACCCCACUCUUGAAUAACGGAACCAUGGCUAUGAAGGGAAUACUUAGUGAGCAAACCCAAGUAUCACAAUCCCAAAAGAAAAUAUACUUCGACACCAAUGGGUAUCGUGGAAGAGGCUCAUAACGUGAGAAUAGUUGGGAGGGGAAAUGAAAUCGUGGUUCUGGCUCAUGGGUUUGGCACGGACCAAUCUGUGUGGAAGCACCUGGUACCACACCUGGUUGAUGAUUACCGCGUGAUUCUAUACGACAACAUGGGAGCUGGUACCACGAAUCCAGAAUACUUCGACUUUGACCGAUAUUACACAAUCCAUGGGUUUGCGUAUGAUUUACUGGCAAUUUUUGAAGAGCUUGAGGUGAAAUCUUGCAUCUUCGUUGGUCACUCUCUUUCCGCUAUGGUGGGUCUCCUCGCUUCCAUCUCCCACCCUCAUCUCUUCACUAAGCUCAUCCUCGUCUCUGCCUCUCCAAGGUUUCUGAAUGAUUCGGAAUACUUUGGAGGGUUUCAGCCAGAAGAUCUGAAGCAGCUCUACGAUGGUAUCCGAUCCAAUUACAAAGCCUGGUGUUCAGGGUUCGCUCCUUUGGUGAUAGGCGGCGACAUGGAAUCGGUGGCGGUGCAAGAGUUCAGCCGAACCCUAUUCAACAUGCGACCCGACAUAGCCCUGAGUUUGGCGCAGACCAUAUUCGAGUUCGAUCUCAGGUCAAUCCUGGGCCUCGUCACGGUGCCCUGCCACAUCAUUCAGAGCACCAAGGAUUUAGCGGCGCCAGUUGUGGUGGCCGAAUAUCUGCGGCUGAAUCUCGGCGGGAAGACCAUCGUGGAGGUCAUGCCGACGGAGGGCCACUUGCCGCAGCUGAGCGCCCCCGAUGUGGUCAUUCCGGUGCUUCUCAACCAUAUCCGCCACGAUUUGGCGGAGGCCAAAUGAGGGACUCCAAAGUCCCACGUAGUACGUCCUGCUCUUCAUUUGGAUGGUUUUUUUUUUUUUUUUUUUUUUUUUUCUAUUACCUUUUUACUACUUUCUUUGGUGUUGCCAAAUUAUUAUUACGUGAGAAGUAUGUGAUGUAUUAGCCUCCAUCAAAUAUUUGGCAUCCUCUGUAUCCUUUAACAAUAUCCAAAUGAUUACCGCGCAAAUCAUAGUCAAUAAAUAUGUAUUUUAGCCAAA